GAUUUAUUAGCAUCUUAAAAUUUAUUGCAAUUUCAAGAUUAUUUUGGGGCGCAUAUCUUUCGGUGUGCCUAGGGGCGCAAAAAAUUUAAAUCGGUCACUGAUACCUGUAUGAUCCAGAACCAUUGUGAGUGUAUUCGUGUUUCAUUACUAAUAAAGCUUUAUAGCAAAGUUUUUAUCACCGUGCAAAUUGCCUCCGCCAGGAUGGAAUUGCAUCCUUUAUAACGUGUGAAAAAUGAGUUUUCAAGAGCUUCAGCUGCAAGAACCAUUUUAGUUUUUCGAUAAACAAAGUAGUUUACUGCAGUCAGUCAUACCACCGUCACUUAAAGUAGUACUAGGCGUUGAUUUAAUAUGGAUAGAGGACAAAGCAAUAAUGCCACAGAAACGAGUGACUUAAAUGAUACGCUUACGUCGCUUCCUAUAUACUCAUGUAGAAUAUGUAACAAUUUUCUAUAUCCACCCAUACGAUUGGUCUCCAAGACUGGACAAGUUUGUGGAACUUGCAAGAUACCGGAUGGAACUGUGGCAAUCCACGAUACGGCGUUAGAAACGAUCUUAUGGAAUCUGAUAUUUCCAUGCCCAAACGCAACAAAAGGAUGUAAGGAACGAUUAGUUUAUUAUGACGUUGCGACUCAUAUUUUGACGUGUUUACAUAGAGAUUAUCAGUGCCCGUUUAGCUUUGUUACUGACUGCAUUUGGCAAGGCGGUAGGUCGGAUAUUUUGGAACAUGCAAAUGUUCAACAUCCUGAAGGUGUUAUAAGUGCAAGCAAUGGAAAUUUUUCAUUGAAGAUUAAUAUUUCGAGUUCAAGUAAUACUAUCAAAAUCCUUCAGAUGAAUGGAGAACAUUUCAUUCUACACAUCAAAUGUGAUUUGCCUUGCAAUACCCUGUAUUAUUUUCUUUAUUACAUUGGAAGUAAGGAAAAGGCACAGGCGUAUAACUAUUCGGUAGAACAAACAAAUAAGAUUGGUCACAAUUAUUUCUCAUUACAGAAUAACUCCAAAUAUAAAGCUCUACAUGACAUUAACUUUAAACUAGAAGGCGAUAAAAAUAGCGCAGGCUCCGUUGAUUUGUCGUUGAUUAAACGGCUAACGCGAGGAGUAUCAGUAGGAGCCGUCGUAAAAAUAUUUACUGAAAAUAAACGAUUGGAUAAUAUAUAUUUUGAUGCAUUGGUUAGCGUCUUGGAAUGUCCUAUUUGUGUCAAUUUGAUGAAGCCUCCGAUUUGGCAGUGUUUAGCAGGUCACAGCAUAUGUGAUAGUUGUGGAUGGAAGGUAAACGAUUGCCCAAUGUGCCAUAUUGCAUUUGGCGAAGCAAGAAACUACUCUUUGGAAUCUUUAAGUGCAGUUUUAAAAUUUCCUUGUGUGAAUCAACCUAUGGGAUGUGAAACGGUACCUACUCCCAUUCCAAGAACUUAAGAAGCACGAAGCGAAAUGUAAAGCUAAACGCGAGGUUAAGCAAAAUAAAAAUAAGUAACAUUUGUUCAAGAGAUAUCCGACAUUAUGUUAAAUAGGUAAUUGUAUCACACCAAAGA
This is a messenger RNA of Photinus pyralis (common eastern firefly), 1526 nucleotides long. Its product is annotated as E3 ubiquitin-protein ligase SINAT3-like. Gene Ontology annotation, cellular component: cytoplasm. Gene Ontology annotation, molecular function: zinc ion binding; ubiquitin conjugating enzyme binding; ubiquitin protein ligase activity. NCBI's taxonomy places the organism in Eukaryota, Metazoa, Arthropoda, Insecta, Coleoptera, Lampyridae. Gene Ontology annotation, biological process: proteasome-mediated ubiquitin-dependent protein catabolic process; multicellular organism development. The transcript has 4 exons. The record is from RefSeq and is a predicted model, not a curated record. Bases 349 to 1410 code for a protein of 353 amino acids.